AAGUCAAUUAAAUCAAAAUUGUCGUGAUUUUCAUGACAAGAUGGCCACUCUCCAAAGAAAAUGCCGUUUUCUCCGGAGCGAGGGUAGAGUUGAUCAAUCUCAUUCUUGAAAGACGUUGCUGACUGCAGUGGUCCUGUUGACUGUGGUAGAUCAGUUCAUCGUCUGCUUGAGAAAAGGAUGUCUUUUUUUUUUGUGAGUGCUUGACGGUUUACUUUCGUGGCAUUUUUUUUUUUUUUUUUAAACAGGUUAAUUCAAAAUGCAUGAUAGAUUAAUUGAGAUACACAUAAUUUGUUUGUUUACAUUUACUAUUUACAAUUUGCAGAAUGCUGUGUGAUCUGUUUAUCAGUUCGGAUUUAUUUACCAAGUUUUGUUUACAAAUAACUUAUUCACGGUAGUCAGUUUUCGUUAGGCCCUUCUUCAAGUGUCGGAUUUUUCUCGCAUUCGGAUAUCCUUGAAAAGAGAGAUGCCGAAGGUCGUAGUACUUGCGGUUGUAUAAUAAAACGAUCAUGAAUAUUUAGCGAAGGAUGAAACGAUCCCCUUCGUCUGCCGGCGAGGAUCAGCAGAAUUCUGAAGUUCAACCAAAGGAAAGUGACGUCCGUUGUUGUCAGCUAUCAACCUUUUCCCACCUGUAUCCGUCAAAGCGGAAAUUUGGAAAAACACCGAGCGUUCAACCCGGUCGAAAGGAGCAAUUUAGCCGUUUCACGUGCCACACCAUUUCAACAAGUGAGUUGCAGAUUCGCAUGGAACCAAAAAAUAACAGUGAGCCUGCCCCACCAUUCCUAUUCGGUUUUGGUAAGUUUGCGAAACCGGUCAGUCAUCAAAUAGAGUUGGAGGGUGGCGAGGGCGAGGCUAACGGUCGCUACCCCAUUUAGCCCCCGGUCAAGGGUUGUCAGUUCUUGGUGGCCCUUCGUAUCCUCACGACCUGGAUUUGGCCGAGUUAGGAUUACCUGGUGUUUUUCCAAAGAAAAGGCCUCCUUUCAAAGCCCACUGUUGACGAGGAUUUCGUCGCUAUUUCUGUAAGUCCGCUUUCUAUUCUCGCCCUUACGCUGCCACAUUUUCAGUUUUACUCGGCAAAUCCAUUAUCUUUUACCGAUAGUUCUUCUACAAAGAGAAAAAGUCAAGGUCAAACAUAAUUAUUAAAACCCUUGCAAUAUAUAAUUUUUUAUUACAGGUAGUGAAAAUUAUAUAAAGAAUAAGAGAUUUUUGAAUUGACCACACUCUCAUUUAUCCAUAGGAUGACUUCAUAUUACAUUGAGAUACAAUUUAGGUACAAUUAGUUAAAAAAUAUUUUCCUUUAAAUCUAAUUUGUAUAAAAUAAAUUUGAAUUCUCGUGAUGUGCAAGGUGAUAAGCCUGUAGUCAUAGUGUUAUAAAAAUUUAAUUACGAUCACCAUUGAUUAUGUUUUAAUACAUGUGCUAUUUUGUCGUUGCAAUUAUUGAUAAUGACGGUAAUCCUGAACAGACUCAGUAUUUAUUGUGAGAUUCUUGUUGAGAACUGACCAACCUGUAGGUUGGUCUGCCCAUACCUGCUGGUUUCGUCUGUUAGUCGCUGUAUGACAUUUUAUGCAUAUCAGUAGUUCUAAAAUUACGAGAACUGUUUAAGAUAUAAACCGCUAUAAUCUUGUUUUGAGGAAAGUUUUUUAUCGGGCUUGUUGAAAUUUGCAUCAUUCCACGGUUUUAGCCAGCACAUUUAAAAUUCGUUUUUGAGAUUUGGUCUAUAAAUGAUGAUGCCUUAAUGCACUGUUGCUAUGCACUUUCAUAGUUUGGUUGAUAUGACUCAUAAUUUCUGUUUACAUACUAGUUUUAUUGAUGGAACCCAUCAACGUGUGGAACAAAACUUUUUUGAGUGAGUUUAUUGAACAAUACAAAACAUUUCCUGAACUCUGGCUUGUGAAAAGUAAGGAUUACAGUAACCGCGAUAAGAAGAAUGCUGCGCUCAACAACCUUCUCUCCAAGUUACACGAAAUUGAACCCGGUGCUACUGUAGCUGAUUUGAAACAAAAAUCAAUUCAUGCGAACUUCUUGGAGAAGGGAACACAAGAAAGUCUUGAACUCCGCAAGAUCUGGCGCAGGGGCCGAAGAC
Messenger RNA from Cimex lectularius (bed bug), 2081 nucleotides. RefSeq lists its product as uncharacterized. NCBI's taxonomy places the organism in Eukaryota, Metazoa, Arthropoda, Insecta, Hemiptera, Cimicidae. The record is from RefSeq and is a predicted model, not a curated record. Bases 525 to 872 code for a protein of 115 amino acids. The transcript has 6 exons.